Molecule: messenger RNA, 4312 nt
Organism: Camarhynchus parvulus
Lineage: Eukaryota; Metazoa; Chordata; Aves; Passeriformes; Thraupidae
Gene: TXNDC16
Product: thioredoxin domain containing 16
Exons: 22
Coding region: 366-2885 (839 amino acids)
Source: RefSeq, a predicted model, not a curated record
CUUGUUGGGUUGGCAGCGCCGCCCGCCAUCCUUCCUUCCCUCCUUCCCUGGGAGCCGGUGAGGGCGGCCAUCCCUGUGGAUGCGGGCACAGCUGAGGGAGCCGUGCUGCGAACAGCUCCCGGCUCCGGUGGAUACCGAGAGGCCUCGCUGGGCUCAGGGAUCGCUUCCCCCGGCUGGCACAGACCCAGCCGCUCUGGUUUGAGCCUAUCCCGCGAUUUUCCAGCCGUGCAGCCGGGGCCGAGGGACAGCCAGGGCCGAGGGGCGCCUCGGUGCUGUCCCAGUACCGCCGAGCAGGGAUGAGGACAUCGGCCUGAACCCUCGGGACACCAGUUGUAACUCUCCUGUGCCUGUAGCUGGGAACAGCCAUGCCAGCCCAAAAGGACAGAUGGGUUUCUUCCUUGGUUUUCCUUCUCUUCUGUGCCUCCUCCAUUCCAAAAUGUGGAAGUGCCAGCCUGCAGCAGGAGCCAAGCCCCCAGCACUAUUUCAGUGGCUUGGAAGCUGGAAAAACAUCCUUGGCUUUUUUCAGCCCUAGUGUUUCUCCUGGUGCUCAACCCUUCUUGGAGCACAUUGAGAGCUCAGCUGAGGCCCUCCAGGACUAUGGUGUUUCCGUGGUGAAGGUGAAUUGUCCCAAAGAGGAUGUCUCAAGAUAUUGUGGAAAAGAAAAUGCAUUAAGGAAAGCCUUCCUGUUCAGAGGGAACCGACUGAUCCGGGAGUUCCCCACCGACGCCCUGUUCGACGUGAACUCCAUCGUGGCCAACGUUUUGUUUGCCCUGCUCUUUAAUGAAGUUAAAUAUGUUGAAACACUGGCAGACCUUGAGAACAUUGAAAAUGUAUUGAAAGGAAAGUCCAACAUGGUCUUUGCCUAUGUACCAGCUACUGGGACAGCAGAGCACAGAGCUGUGAUGGAGGCAGCUUUUGUCUAUGGGACCAUCCACCAGUUUGUCCUGACAACUGAGGCAGCACUGCUAAAAGCCACCAGCCACGAUGACCCCGAUGUCUCCUCUGCCUGGCUCUUGUUCUGCCACUGCCAGCAGGUCACAGAGCCAGCCCAGGCCUGCAGGAGGACAGCCCUGGCACAGCCCCUGACCCUGCUCAACAUCCACAGGCACCUCAAGCUCAUGGGGGCUCCACUGGUGACAGAGGUUGCUGAGGACCCAGAGAAGAUCUCCACUGUUCACUUGCAGCUCGGGCUGCCCCUGGUGUUCAUCCUGAGCCAGAAGGAGACCCAGGAGGCUGACAGGAGGACAGCAGAGUUUGUGGCCUGGCAGCUCUUGGGGAAAGCAGGAGUUGCCCUUUUGUCCAGGGACCUCGUAGAGCUGAACGUUCUGCAGCGAUCAAACGUGGCCCUCAAGACACCAGAUGAGGGAAUGCCAAUCCAAUACCUGGUCUUGGAAGAUACUGAUGAAGUUAUAACCCUGGUGGAAGAUAAGAACAAGGUGAAACAAACCCAGGAGGAUGAGCAGGAGGAGGAGGAGGAAGAUGAGGAUGAGAAAGAGAAUAACAAUCAAGAUAUUCAGGAUGACCAGGUGGUGGAAGCAGUUUCCAGGGACAAGAAGAGAGAGCUGCCCCUGGAACAAAUCCUUGUCCUGACAGAGGAGAACUUCCACUCUUCCCUCUCAGAGGCUGCCAGGACAGUGGUGCUGUUUUAUGCCAGCUGGGAAGCUGUGUCCCUGGCAGUGCUGCGCUCUUACUCCGAGGUGGCCGCUCACCUGCAUGGAACCCCAGGGGUUUUGCUGUCCCGUGUGAACUGCUGGGACUGGCCUGGCCUCUGCUCCCAGGAGAAUGUCACCCAGUUCCCCAGCCUCAGGAUUUACCAGGAGGGACAGCAGUCAGUGGCAUAUGGUGGCAUGUGGGGAACUGAAGAGCUGAGCAGCUUCAUCCUGCUGAGCCAAGUUUCCUGCCCACUGAAAUUGGCCACCAUGGAUGAAGCAGAAGGAUAUUUAAGAGGGGAAUUUCCAUCUGAACUCUCAUCCCACCACCACACCUCACUCCUGGGAGUUUUUGCUCAGCCACCAUCAGAGGCCAGGGAAGCUUUUGAAGAGGCAGGAAACAUCCUAAGUGGCCACGUAAGGAUGGGGAUGUAUUUUGAAGAUGAUGCCUUGGCUUUAUCCCAGAAAUACUCCGUGUCCCCCCCUGCCCUCCUCCUGGCCCGGAGCGGCGGCCGGAGCAUGGAAGGCAUCGCUCUGUCCGGACACAGCGUGCAGGACAUGGUGCAGAUGAUCAGAUACGAACUGCUGGACGUUUUUCCAGAAAUCACCGUGCCAAAUCUGCCCCAGUACCUGCAGCUGGGAAAACCCUUCCUCAUCCUGUUCAGUGCUGGUGACAUCAGUCAGGUGGAAAGUGAGGAAAUGCUGAAGCUGGCAAAAGGAAGACCCCAGCAGACAUUUGUGGUUUGCUGGUUGAACCUGAAGAAGACUCCAGUGGGAUAUGGGAUCCUGAGGACAUACUUCUCCACCACUCCUCCCUUGCCCCUUCUCCUCUGGGUGAACCUCCAUGCUGGGGGUCAGGUGUUCAAGUUCCCCUCAGAGCAGUCCAUCACGGAGAUGAACAUCUUGUCGUGGCUGGAGAAGCUCCAAGCAGGACUGGAGAUUCCCAGCAGUACCUUGUCUGAGGAGGACUGGAAGCCACCACUCCCUGCUUACGACUUCCUGCAGAUGAUGGAGCCAUCUGUGCCUGAGCUGUCCCCCCGGCCCGGGGACACCCCGGCACAGCACCCGCCCAAAAGCCCCGGAGGGGACGCUGCUGGAGGGGACAGUGGCAUCCGGGAGGAGCCAUCCCAGGAGAGCACAGCAGAGGAAGUUGGUGCCCCUGGGAGGGGCCUGCGGGGGACGGCGCCGAGGCUGGCAGCGAGGGACAAGCAGGGCAAGAGGCACAGCGAGCUCUGAGAGCCCGCCUGGGGAAAGGUGUGGGACUGCCCUGGAAAGCCUGGCACUGUCCCAGCCUUUUCUCCAAGGAGAGAAGAGGGUUCAGCUGUCAAGGAGUGGUGAAAGGAAAGGCCACUCCCUGCUGCUGAGGGCUGUGCUGGGGGUUUCUGGUGGCAGGGAGAUGUCUGUACGUCCCACUUGUUGUUCCCUGGCUGCUCCUGGGAGCUCAUCAAGCAACAAGCUACACUGGAAAAGACAAUUCAGCCCUGCUCUGUAGAUUCCCCAAGUCUCAGAGUCACUUCAGUUGCCCCUGAGCAGGAGUGGGUGAAUGAUUCCAAGAUAAAAAGCCCAUUUCUCUCCUCCCUGGUUGCAGGAGAAGCUCUACUGAUGUGUGACAGAAAAUCCUGCAAUUCCAUCUGCACUGGAACCGUGUGGAGCCAGCAUUCCACCACUCCAGGGCUGCUCCAACCAGCCCCCAGUUGUGUUUACACCUGACUUGUGACCUGAAUUCAUGAGCUUGUUCAUCCUCACAGGGGAAGAAGAGGAGGAUCUGGUCAAAGCAGAUUUAUUCCAGAAGCCAGAGCUCAGGUCACACAACAGUUCUGAAUAGUUGGGACAAAACUCUGCCAGCAAAUCCCAAGGGUGGGCAGGUUGGGAGAUGGCUUUGCUCACUGCUGGCAUUUUCUUGGUCACAAGCCCAGGGGCUAUUUGCAGCCUCCAUUUGUCUUUGCUCUCAGUGACAGCAGCAAGGCUGGUGCCUCCUGAGCUGGGAAUUGUGCAGGGAGCAAGGUCUGUGGAAAGCUGAGUGCUGUGGAACAGGGGAGGGAGGUGAAGGGCAAGGCUGGACCCUUCCAAGGUGGGAUGGAGCUGCUUCACAUCCAAAACCUAAGUGGGGAGAUGCAAAAGCUGGGGAAGUGGAUUUCCAGCCUCUGCACAUCUCCUGGGAACAAGAAACGGCAGGAGGUUGAAAGCAGAUGGAUUCCAUGCCUAGGAUUCCAUGAUCAUCCCACUCCCUUCAAUGAACUUGAUCUUCCUCCCAGAGCACUGCUGAGAUGUGCUGGGACAGUCAGAUCCUCUUCCUACUCUUUAAGGCUCUGAAAUUACUGAGAAGAGGAAAAAAUGCUGGUGAGGGAGUGCUGAGAGCAUUGCAAACUCAGUAUUUCUCAUCCUGCAAGCAGCACACGUGGCUGUGAGUCUUUUGAAAUACCCAGAAAUAGAUUAUUAGUCCUGGGCUGCACUGGAAGGCCUUAAUUGAGAGUGACCAUUUUUGGACUGAGUGACAGGCCUUGAGCCAAAAUGUAUGUAUUUAAAGGAAUAAACUGCAGCCUGCUGAUCAAAGGCAAGAUUCCCAAGGGAAGGGUGUGAACAGAUCCUUCGUGUGUUCCCGUCAUUCCUCUGCUCCGUGAGGUCCUCACGCUGCUGAAUUCCAUAAACUGAACGUUGCUCAU